This is a messenger RNA of Cydia amplana, 787 nucleotides long. Its product is annotated as LHFPL tetraspan subfamily member 2a protein. The coding region runs from base 125 to 787 and encodes 220 amino acids. The transcript has 5 exons. NCBI's taxonomy places the organism in Eukaryota, Metazoa, Arthropoda, Insecta, Lepidoptera, Tortricidae. Gene Ontology annotation, cellular component: membrane. The record is from RefSeq and is a predicted model, not a curated record.
CUUGCUUCAUCUCACAAGUUUUUGUUUUCGUAACUUUGUGCUGGCCCAGUUUUACGCUUUAUUUUCCUUAUUAGCACACGCACAAUAACUUAAACUUCAGUUUUUAUCUCACACUACACACAAAAUGUGCUACGUGAUCAUCACAGGGCGUAGUUUGGCUUGGCUCCUGCUGAGUUUGGUAGCAUUUAUGCUAAUUCUUUCCGGCAUAAUGACUCCCAAGUGGUUGUUAGGGCAGCCUAUGGUGCAAAAUAGGGACAAUAUUACUGGAUUCUACGUGCCUAGCGUGGGGAUAUACAAUAGGUGCUUGCGUAUAAAGGACAGCCGCGAUGACUGUGGCUCUUUCUCCUUCUAUGGCUUUGCCACUGAUCCGAGCCGCUACCCUACCCCGUGGAAAGCAGCAUUAUUCUUCCUCUCUUUAUGCGCAGCCAUACAAUUCUCGACGGUGCUGGCCGGUGUCAUGGCGUGCUGCGUUCAGUCUGUGUUCAAGAAGAGCGUUAUAUCACUGGCUGGUGCCACUCAAGCUUUGGGAGGAUUAUUCGGAGUGCUAGGCCUCCUGUUGUACCCCUGGGGUUGGGGAACCCAGCGCGUCCGACAGCUUUGCGGCGAAAACUCGGAGCCAUACAUACCAGGAGACUGUUCUAUUGGUUGGUCCCUCUACGUGUCGGCUCUGGGCGUGGCGCAGGUGUUUCUCGCGAGCGCGCUGUCCCGCGCCGCCGACCGCGCCGCGCGGGCCGACAAGGUGCAGUUCCAGAUCGACGAGGGGAAACAACUCAUCUGCCUGGCCUGA